CUCGAAAUGACAGACCCGGAUAUCAUUCUCUACCUGUACCCAAACGAUGGCCCGGGGAAUGGAGGCGCAGUGGAUGCAAUUUAUACGUUCCGGGGCGGGUCGCGGUACAUGCCGCCGCGACGCCGCGAUGCCCUAGAGCAAUACGACAUCUACAGCCGUCAAGACAGGGAGUCAACGGAGCAGCCUGAGGAGCAAAGAGGCCUUGAAAGCAGUGCUUGCAUCGUUUUGAGGUUCAGCGACGGUGCAAAGACUCGUCUUGGUGUAGUGGCCGGGUGCGCCCCGAACGUCGAUCUGCCCUUUGAAAAGCAGCCAGGCAUCAGUCGCUUCCACCUCGCCUUCACCUUCGACGACAAGGACCGGCCGAUAGCAAGAGACCUGGGCUCUCUCUGUGGAACAAGAGUCAUCUACGAUGGAGAGGAGGGAAAGCGGCGGUCUAAUUUCGACUAUCUCCUGCAGGGACCCAGAAUUUUGGGCAACAAACCCCCAGUUCUCAAUGUCACAGGCAAAGUUCAGUUCAAGGUCGUUGUGCCUCCUCGCGAUAUCACGUCCCAAGACUACAUCAACAGGGUGGCCAGGUUCCGCCAGGGCACGGCAGACCACGAGGAUCUCUUCGCCUCUCUCGUUCUUCGGAGCGCGCCAGGCACCCAGCCCCCUACCGGAACAGAUACACCCUCGAGACUCUCCGUUGACCCGGUUCUCUACAAGAAGAAGCUCGGCGAGGGAGCUUUUGGGGUAGUGACAUAUGUUUGGAAUGCGACGACUGGGGAAGAGUAUGCCUUGAAGGAGCCGCUAGAGAAGUUUAUCAAAAGCGGCCAAGUUAUAACGAAGAAUUGGAAGAAGGAAGCUGAAAUUAUGGGACGUAUUUCUCAUGACCAUAUUGUCGCGUUUCGAGAUGCCACAUUCUCCCCUUGGCCCCAGUUGACCUUUGAGUAUGUCCCCGAAGGUUCUCUCGACAACUGCAUUAACUUGUCUACCUUCGAAAACGUACAAGUCCUCCGCCAAUUACUCUCGGCCCUGCGAUACCUCCACGCACAAAACCCUCCGAUCGGACAUCGUGAUAUCAAGCCCGAGAAUAUCCUAGUGCUCUACCGGCGUUCCAGCGGCAUCCACGUCAAGUUUGCAGACUUCGGCUUAGCUAAGGCGGCGGACUAUCUAAAAACAUUCUGUGGUUCACUGUUAUGGGCAGCUCCGGAGAUCUAUAACAAGAUCCCCGACCCAGAUGCUACCGCCGAUGACAGUUAUAGCGUAGCUGUCGAUAUCUGGUCUCUCGGCCUGGUCAUUGCCUCACGAGAGUGCGGGCUUCCAUACUACGAGGACUCGUACCGAACUAGCGCCGUAGCUUGGAUACGGGCGGUAUUGCAGCAUGUCGAGGAUCACGAGGAGAAAGGAAACGAGUUGCUCUAUUUUCUUCUUGAUACGAUGCUGGUUGUAAACCCGCAGGAGCGGAAGGACGCCCUAUAUUGUCAUGACGGGGCGCUGCGACUGUCCAACUGUGACUCUCGACGUCCGUUCCUGCGUCGCGUCUCUCGCAGUCCGCUCAAUGUGUACACGUCUUCGGACACCGAUGAAAGCGACGAGGACAGCGAUCCAGGCACCCAGCCUUCAAUGGGGCAUGAGGGAGCAAGCGAAGAGUCCACGAUUCGCCUCAGUCCUUGGGCCGACGGCUUGCAGACACCCGUUGAAACGACAGCUGCGUCUAUCGGUUCAUCUCUCAUAGCGAAUCUGGGGUAUCGCGGCACGGACAUGAUCAACUCCAUCGUCAACCCCACUGAAUCCGGAACGUCCCAAGGUUCGGGUGCCUCAACGCCUAGGGCUCAGCAGCGUCGGGGACAAGACAACUCUGUCGUCCUACCACAAGGGAGCGCACUAGACAGCGUGCUAUGGAACCCGGAACCAGCAAGUUUCUCAAGCAACCAUGACGCCGCAGCCAUGGAAGCUGGCGGCCCUCAGGACGACACUCGACCCGAAGAGCUAGAUGUCUCUUUCCUCAUUCGCUACCAUCUUGGCGGCGGAGCCCAAGACAAUGAGGCCCAAGAGGCCGUCGAGGUUCCAGAAGUGGCAUCAGGGGAACCACGCCAACCGGGGCGUAAGAGGACUUGGCCAGAAGAUCGUAGCCCACUGAUGUCGGCGCACCAGUCUCUCACGGAUCCAACUCCAGGGGUCGCGGCUCUACAACGUGACGAUAUAGUCAGCCGAGAUGGUUCUUCUAGCAGAGUGCUACGAGCCGGCAAACGUAGGAAGAAUGUCGCAGCGGGUGAAGACCUGGAGUCAGGAUGAUUACUUGAUGACCGGUGACUCCGCAAUUGCCGUUCUGGAGCAUCUGACAACAUUGAAAUAUAUGUACCCAUGCAUUUUUAAGCAUGAUUGCGUGAGAACAGACAGAGUAGAUGUUGCAACUUUUUUUUCC
Molecule: messenger RNA, 2407 nt
Organism: Trematosphaeria pertusa
Lineage: Eukaryota; Fungi; Ascomycota; Dothideomycetes; Pleosporales; Trematosphaeriaceae
Product: kinase-like protein
Exons: 2
Coding region: 7-2277 (756 amino acids)
Biological process (GO): protein phosphorylation
Cellular component (GO): cytoplasm
Molecular function (GO): ATP binding; protein serine/threonine kinase activity; protein binding
Source: RefSeq, a predicted model, not a curated record